Messenger RNA from Daktulosphaira vitifoliae (grape phylloxera), 2522 nucleotides. RefSeq names its product putative ankyrin repeat protein RF_0381. The record is from RefSeq and is a predicted model, not a curated record. NCBI's taxonomy places the organism in Eukaryota, Metazoa, Arthropoda, Insecta, Hemiptera, Phylloxeridae. The transcript is spliced from 2 exons. Gene Ontology annotation, molecular function: protein binding. Bases 253 to 2127 code for a protein of 624 amino acids.
AAGAUCACCCUUGUGUAGUGCGCUCCUAGUCAAGUUACGGGAGGAGUAUAGUUAAACGAAAUAAUCUGCUUUGAUUAGCCUAGUUAAUUACUUUUGAAGUUUUAUAAAAAAGAAUACAAUAAUUUGACAGUAUCUACAUAUAUGUAUAUAUAUAUUUUUUGAGAUGUUUUAUUUUAACUAGCAUUUUAUUAGUUAUAUAAUAGAUACAAGGCGUUAAAUUAGCAUAUAUCAGAUCGUCAGUACUAAGUGAAUAUGUCAGUGUCUAACUAUGAAUAUUUUGAUGUAACCACACCAAGUUUUAAUAAUAAGAAGUCUAAACGUAAAAAUAUUAAAAUAUCUCAAAGAAAAAAUAAUGAAAAAAAAAUUCCUAUUAUAGAUUCUUUAUUUGAAAUAAAUUUUAAACAAGAUUUUGCUUCUAAUAAUACUGUUGAAAAUUUUAUGUCAUUAUAUGAUAAAGUAAGUAAACUUCAAAAAGGAUACACACCUUUACAUCUAGCUAUUGAAACUGGUAACUUACAUUUAGUACAAUUUUUAUUGAAACUUCCGACUAUUAAUGUUAAUGCAUUUACAAGUACUGGUUUCACAGCACUUCAUAUGGCUAUCAAGUUAGAUAGUUUAAAAAUUGUUAAUUACUUAUGUGAACAUUCUGACAUAGAUUUAGAAGCAACCUCAAACUCGUUAGGUACCCCAUUGAUAUAUGCAACAUUGAUAUCAACUCCAAUUAUUUUAAAAACUCUAAUUGAAAGUGGUGCUGAUGUUAAUAAAACAUUUACAGCAGAUUUCUUAAAUCCUCUAAUGUUAGCUAUUCAUAAUAAUAAAACAGAACAAAGUUGGCUAUUAACUGAAAGUGGAAUUUGCUCUUUACAUACAGAUAUUAAAAAAUGGAAUGCUUUACAUUAUGCUACUUUGUUUAAAGGAUCUGCAGAACUCAUUAAAAGACUUGUAGAUAUUGGAGUUGAUUUAAAUGGAGUUACUCGUGAAGGAAUGACACCUUUGCACCAUGCAGUGAUAUCUGGAAGUAUUAAUGCUGUAAAAAUACUUGUUGAAUUGAAAUCAGACAUUCAUAAAAGUGAUGAUAAUGGACUUACUGCCUUACACUAUGCUGCAUAUCAAGGCCAUUGGGAAAUAGUAAAGGAAUUGUUGGCUGCUGGUUCCAGACCAAAUAAAAAAACAAAUAGCAAAGUUACGCCAUUACAUUUUGCUGCUAAACAUGAUCGAAUUUUGGUAAUAAAAGAAUUACUGAAAUGCUAUGUUGAUGUAAACGCAUUAACUAUGCAAUGCAACACACCAUUGCACUAUGCUGCUUGUAAUGGAAAUGAAGAAAUGGUUGAUAUUUUACUUAAAAAUGGAGCUGAUUUAAGUAUUCCAAACAAAGAUAAUGAUUUACCUAUUCAUCUUGCUUGUGUGCGUGGUGCUUUUAAGGUUGUAAAGCUAUUAUAUUCAAAUGGAUUAAAUAUGAAUUGUCGCAACAAAAAUAAUAUGUUACCUAUACAUAAUGCUAUUCUCAGUUCAAAUCCAGAGCUUGUCAAGUAUCUUUUAGACAGAAGUAAAUAUAGCAUAGAUAUUGAUUUAUACCAUGUAGCUUUACGUUCUAGUGAUAUAAAUAUCCUUAGAAUUUUAAUUGAAAAAACUAACAUAAAUGUAUUUAAAGAUCAAAUAUUUUGGUGUAAGGUUAUAGGAUUUUCUGGAUCUUUAGAAGUUAUAAAAACUUUCAUGAAAUACUUUAUACCAUCUUCUUCAACUUUAAUGAAUCUAGUAGGAUAUGCAACACGGUUAGGAUAUAGUGAUAUUGCCUUGUAUUUACUGAAUCAUAUAGAGCAAUGGAAUAAUCUUAUUGACUGUAAAGAAAACACAACAUUGAAUUAUGCUAUUCAAAAAGGUGAUUUAGAAUUGGUCCGUGUAUUGUUAGACAAAGGUUCAGAUGUUGAGUUAAGCAAUAAUGUGAGAAAUUCAUCUUUACAUUCAAUAUUAAAGAGUGGAAAUCAAGAAAUAAAUAAACUGUUAGAAAAAAAAGCUAUUAACCAUUGUAUUCAGAAAAACAAAGAAUGGAAUCCUCUUUCUCAAAGUUUUAUAUUUCAAACUGAUUACCCGAUUACUGACAGGAAAAUUGUUUUGACAAAAACGUAGUAUUUUAUUAUAAUAUUAAUUAUUUAAAUUGAUACAUCAUAAGUUAUUAUAAAUGUAAACUAUUAUUCGACCAGAAGCAAACAACUUAUUAAUACUUAGUAAUUUAUUUUAAUCAAGACUUAAGAAAACAUUUUUUCAAAAAUCAAUAUUUAUAUAAAUAAAUUAGCUAAUAUUUAUGUGGUGAAAUUUUUGUUUAUUAUUAUAUAAUUUUUUUUUUAAGUUUGAUUACAGGAUAUUAUUUGAAUAUUCAAUAUUUUAUAUGAACAUUUUUAAACAUUUAAAUGAUUGGAAUUAUAAGACAACUAUUUUUUAAAUAUUUGUAUAUUAUUUUUUGUAUUUUAUAAAUUAUCAAGUAUACAGACUAAUAUAAUAAAUACACAAAUAUGUUUUAAGAA